AUGUCUAACAUUAAUAAAAUUGACAACAAUGGUAAUAAUAACAACAAUCCAACUAAAGAUGGACGCUUGUCCCUUGAAGCAAUCGAUGUUCCAUUUCCUUUAACAGGUCAAUUGGCCACAAUAAUCGCAAGCUAUAAAGAAAGAACUAUCUCCGGAAAACCACCAAAUGGCUUUAUUCUCUAUCGAAAAGCAUUAGUGCGAGAAUUAAAUGCUCACGGUUAUUAUCUACCUGCAAAAGACAUUUCUCCAUUAGCAUCGGAAAAGUGGAAAAAUAAACCUGAAAUCGUGAAAGAAGAAUACCGUCAAAUUUCAUCCAAUAUCGGAAAGAUUUUCCAAAAAGCUGAACCGCCGGUGAUUCUUACGCCGGAGAAUUUUUGCACUCAAUCAACGAUUAAAAUGGGUAGAAAAAAUGUUCGUGGCGAAGCUGCAACGAGAACUUUCAAAAUGACGAAUAAAUUAGUUUCAAAAAUUGAUACAGAUAUUGUCGCAGAACAUUUUGAUGGCUCACAAAAAUCUGAUUCUGAGCCAGCCACACCUUUGAGCAAAGAUGAAGAUGAAAAUGAAAAUACUGAAAUUAAAAAAUUCUUUGAACAUUUAUAUUCCACUGAAAAUUCUAUGAACAACUCAAACAACAUAUUUUUUGAACACGCGCCUGAAUACAAUUUACCUUCAGUGAAACAAGAAAUAAAUUGCGCAGAUAAUUUUGAUUACAUAAGAAACUGUGGUAUUGCUCUUGAAGUUGGAUCACCCUUUUUAGAACCUGUAGCAAAUUGCUUUCUAGAAUCGUACAACAGCUAUUCACAACCAAUAAUGAUAAAUGAAUCUCCUGCAGAUCUUUUGCUUUCGUUAAUGGAUCGUGAAUCUGAAGUGUACUUCGAAAAAUCUAAUUGGAUCGGGCUCUUUCCUGAAAGAGAAACAGAAUGCUUUAACAACUAUAUUAAUGCUGACAGUUUCGUUCCGAAUCUUUCACUCCCUCUCGUAUGA
Molecule: messenger RNA, 984 nt
Organism: Ambispora gerdemannii
Lineage: Eukaryota; Fungi; Glomeromycota; Glomeromycetes; Archaeosporales; Ambisporaceae
Source: the annotation of a GenBank genome assembly